GCCGGAAAAGCCUUACCAAUGAAACCCCUCUAUUCACGCAGCGGCGGCGUUCCAAAUGACGUAGCUUCCGGCGUCGCUCUCUCUGUGUGUGUUUUUUUUCUUUAAUUCUCCCCCCUCUCAGUGAUGGCGGCUUCGUUUCCCUGUCCUUCUUCAGAGAACGGAAAAUGGUAUUUCACAAGGGAGCAGCUCGAGAAUAGCCCGUCCCGCCGUGCGGGUUUAGACCCAGACAAGGAGCUUUCUUACCGCCAGCAGGCUGCGAACCUCCUUCAAGACAUGGGGCAGCGACUCAAUGUUUCCCAGCUAACAAUUAACACAGCCAUUGUUUAUAUGCAACGAUUCUACAUGGUCCAGUCCUUCACCAGAUUCCACAGGAACGUUAUCGCCCCAGCCACUCUGUUCUUGGCUGCCAAGGUGGAGGAGCAGCCGCGCAAGCUGGAGCAUGUUAUAAAGGUGGCCCAUGCGUGUCUCAACCCCCAGGAUCCAUCUCCGGACACCAAGAGCGAUGCUUACCUGCAACAAGCCCAAGACCUGGUCAUUCUUGAGAGCAUAAUACUGCAGACCCUGGCUUUUGAGAUUACCAUCGAUCAUCCACACACACACGUUGUCAAGUGUACCCAGCUAGUCAGGGCGAGCAAAGAUUUGGCUCAGACGUCCUAUUUUAUGGCUACCAACAGUCUGCACUUGACCACGUUCUCCCUCCAGUACAGUCCUCCCAUAGUGGCCUGCGUGUGCAUCCACCUGGCAUGCAAGUGGUCAAACUGGGAGAUCCCGGUGUCGGCCGAUGAGAAGCACUGGUGGGAGUAUGUGGAUCCCACUGUGACUCUGGAGCUGCUGGACGAGCUCACCCAGGACUUCCUGCAGAUUCUUGAGAAGACUCCGAACCGGUUAAAGAGGAUCCGGAACUGGAAGGUAACCUCGAUGGCCGGGCAGACGACCAAGAAAUCGAAGCUGCAGGAAGGCGGUGGGGAUCAGACGGACACUUUGAUGAGCAUGAUCUCGAUGGCUUCCUCAGAGAUGGCGCUGGCAGGGCUGAUGAGCAUGUCUGCGGCCACGCCCCCCUCCUCCACCACGCCCCCGGAGCCCUCGGGGGACCAGCCCCUCCGCGCGACGGAGGGACCCCAGCAAUACUGGCAAGCCCAGAGUAAGCUGGUCCCCCAGGUACACAGAACUGCUGGCGGCGAGCAGCCCGGGGUAACUGACCAGGGGCUGGGGGGUGCGGACGUCGACAUGGGGUUCCCCUCUCUCCAGAAAUGGCAGGCCGCCCCUGCGAAAGUGUCUCUGAGCGAGUACCGGGCGAAGCACGCCGAGGAGCUGGCUGCCCAGAAACGCAAGCUGGAGUGCAGGGAGGCCAGCCGGAAAGAGCAGUACGCCACGGCCACCCAGCAGAAGAGAGACCGGCCUCCUCCUUCUCAGCGGCAGAGGGAGAGCGUGGAAAACCCUUCCCCCAUCGUCUUGAAAAUCCCCAUCGGGAAUUCCGAGAAGCCGGAGAAGGGAUCCCUGAAGAUGCGCAUCCCGAUGGGAGGCUCCGGGGAGAAGGCAGGGAGCGCUGGCUCGGGCUCGGGGCGUCCCGAGGAGAUCAAAGUGAGGAUCCGAGUCCCCGCGGUGGCAGCGGAGAGGCAGAGCUCGUCGGACGAAGGGAGCGGCAAGAGCAAAGACAAGCACCGAGAGCACUCGUCAAACCACCGGCACCACCACCACUCGCACAAGAACCCCCGCGCGUCCACAGGCAGCAAGAGAUCGAGUGACUCCUCCUCCUCCUCCAGUCACAGCACCCCUCAAAGCGGGGCCUCGUCCCGCAAGCGCCCCCACUUUGACGAGUCCGUCGCCGCGAUGCCCCACAACCACCAGCCAAAAGCUGGCCAAAAGUCUUCCAGAAGCUACCAGCCGCCCCUUCCUCCUCUACCCCCCUCCUCCUCCUCCUCCUCCUCCUCCUCCACCAGCCAGCAGUUCGGUUUCUUGGACCUGCCUUUCAUGCAGCAGCAGCCCGCUGGCGGCUCGGGGAAGGUGCCAUCGUCGGACGCCAACGGCCACGGCGCCAACAGCCAGCCCAACGACUACCAGGACACCUUCGACAUGUUGAACUCCUUGCUGAGCGCCCAGGGGGUGCAGCCCGCUCCCCCUCCACAGUUUGACUACGUGCCCUCCCCUUACGGGGAGUACAGAUACCCCGGGCUGCCCCUGAGAGCCAAUCAGGGCAACCGGGGCGGCUCCCGACCCCCUCCCCUGCCGGCAGAUCCCCCUCCCCCUCUCCCACCUCUCCCAAAAUGAAGGGGGUGAGGGGGUGGGGGCGGGGGAGAGAAACUAGAAAUAUACUACUGAGUGUGUGGGACACUUUCUAAAGGAAAUAUGCACCUGCUAAUGGAAAUUGGGGUGGAGUCCUAGGCAAGGUAACAGCAGACUUGGUUCCAGACUUUUUAAUGCCUGUUAGGCCACUGCCCGCCCUCUCUCUCGCUCUCUCUGUUGCGUGUUUCAGGGGUAACUUGACAGCAGAGUAAUGUACCACUAAUAUGUUUUUAUUAUUUUUUAUUUUUUUUGGGAUGGGGGGGGGGGGGGGGCUGUCCCCUUCAGUGUAUCAAGAAAGAUAAUGGGGGGGGAGAUGUUAAAGUGUGUGUUGUAUAUGUUAUGUAAUUCAGAUCUGUAAUAUUGGUUAUAUUUUGCUUUCCUUUUCUUUGUGUUUUAUUUUUGAAUGUCAAAGAAGAUGAUGAUGAUGAUGAUGAUGAUGAUGAUGAAGGCGGCUGCGAUACGUUUAUGCACGAGUUGGGAAAAUCAAAUAUUUUUUAUUUCCAGAGUUGUAUUAUAUUUGUAAAGCACUGGCGACAUUUCAUUUGAUUUAGAUUCAUUCAUUUUUUUAAAAGUGUUUAUUAGGUUUUUGUCUUUUUUUUAAUUUUUUUUAAAGGUAUAGUGAAUACUUUAAAAUGCCUCCAGCGAUUUUUGAUUUUGAAUUAGCCAGGCAUGUUUUUAAUGUCAGCACUGGAGGUUUUACUAGCGGCUCUGUGUUUUAAUUUUUUCGUUAUUUUAAAAACGACAUUUUGAGACGUCAGCAGUGAUUUCUAACACUCCUGUUGCAAACAGGGAUGGAAAUAACACUCCCACUGCACAGCAGCUUGACUCAUUCCCGGUUCUACUGUGAGUUUAAUAAGACUCACCUGAGCUUGUUAGCUAUACACACUGUGGUUAAUCAAGCUCGAAUUAACACCUGGAAUGGAUGAAACUGCUGUGCAACUGGAGUCUUAUUUUAAUCCCUGCAAAGCCAUCUGAGCAGAGCUGGAAACUCCACCAGCCCUGGGUUUCAGAACAGCCCUGAAUUAAGUCCUCAUGUUAUUGAAGCGAGCAGGAGCUGUGAGUUUGUUAAGUAAAUGGUUUGUCCCUGCAGGCUCUGUUCAGAGCAGGUUUAGCAGGGGUCUGAUUGGUCCAGUUCAAGCUCUGGUGUGCAGUAAAACCCGGGCUGUCUCAGUGUGCUCUGCAAUGGGAGUCUCUUUCCUUUUCCAGUAAGAGAAGUAUUUACGCUGCUCUUAACUUCUGCGCCACCUGUGCUAGUCGGCUGCCUGAUGUGUUGUUAUGUGGGCAUAUAACUUCCUCGUACAGAUACUUGAAUAUUUAUUACCCUUGAGUAAGUGCGUUGCGUUUCGUUUCUAAUCUUGCUCCCGGCAUCCCUUAUUCAAACUCCUAAUCGUUUCAGUAUUAACCUCUUGGUGUACAGUCUUGGGUAAGCUUUGCUUGGGGUGCAGUUGCGUUACACACGGCUGUGCGAGUGAGAUCUUCCUUGCUGUGUGUGUGUUAUUUUUUUUCACAUGUGUUCUGGCACAGUGGAAAGGCUCCAGUGCCCCACGCCAGUGCGGUGUGUAAGAAUCCCUCCUGGAGCAGGAGAUCUGUGUUGGUGGUUCGGCUGUGCAAUGUCAGUGUUUUAAAACUGGUUUAAGAAUGUUCUCCGCCUCAGAGGUGCUUGCAAACAAUGUGACUCUUUCGCUGAAGGCAAGGUGCAGCCCAGCAUUGAAGGCGCAGCUGCUUUCUAUUCAUUGUGAUUUGGAUGCGUCUCAGACUGGGUACAGAGCGGUUCAGGAAUCACUGGACUGACAUGCAACGAGCACAGGGGUUCUCAUAGGAGUCACAGUGAGGCUCUGGGGGGAGGGAUACUACAACAAUACUACACUGUCUUGCUUUUAAUUGUGAUUUUGUGUUGUUUUUUUAAUCGACACUUUAGAUUCAGUGUCAUCUUUUUUGUUCUUUUUUGAUGUUGGUCACACAGGUCAAGGCUGCUUCAGUGGGGCCCUGAGCUUCGUCAGGUUGGCACGCAGCUGGCUCCAGUGCUGCUUGCGGUCGUUCACGCCAGCCUCUUGAAAUCCGGUUCAUACCCAGUGCAGACUUUGUGCCCUGAGUUUCUAGAGGUGGUCAAGUGACUUCAGCAACCUGGUAUAAUUGUUAGGGGCGGGUUCAAAUGAACAGAUUCCCAGGCAAGUAAAAUCCAGCAGCAGCCGUUUGGAGGUGAAAUGGGCGUUUUCUCGUUGGCAUUUUAUUUUAGUGAGCAGCGUGAUCCUGCAGGAUUUAAAAACAAAACAAAAAACAUGAGGGGGGGGGGGGGGGUAUUUUUACUUUUUGUAUAAAAAAAGAAUGUGAAUUGCAGCAUAAAAAAUAAACAAAAAAAAAAGCUUUUUAGUUUUAAUUUUUUCAAAUGACAGUCAUUGUUUUAAAUGGUUGUUUAGUCUGACCAGCCCGACACUGAAGUCAUUUCAAAUAGAGAAUCAUAGUGCCCUUGAUUAAAAUAAUAAUAAUAAUAAUAAUAAUAAUAAUAAUAAAAACAAAGACAAGUGUUCACUUGUUUUAUUCUGGAUAUCAUUGGUAUAGUCGCUGGGUGUGAUCUGGGGCCAUGACAAUAACAUGCCGGUAUUUCACUGGGGUCCUACCGCCGUGUGUCAGUAUUCAGGUUAUAAAGGGUUUAGGUAAAGUAACAUUUAAAAAUGUCUAUCGAGGUCCAAGCUACAGCUAGUCUCAGUACACUGAUCGUAUCAGGAAUAUGUUUUUGACAAAUGUACUUUGAAAAGUGUGUUUAAAAAAUAUAUAUAUACACAAUAAAAAUAAGGCGUUGAGCGGGAGUUACGCUUCGUGUAUUUUUUAAUCAUGGGUUCUUCAGUGCUGUUAGGUAAUGUCUUUCUGUUGUAUAUAUUAUUUUAUAAACAUGCUAGUUUUAACGUGGUGUUUGUGUAAUCUAGUAUAGCUGUUUGAUUUGAAUCGUUUUCAGCAGUUGUUCAUUUUGCCGGCUGCAGACACGGUUCUUUGAGAGCUGGUUUGGAGUUGGCGUUGCUCUGCGCUCGUUUCCCGUGAGAGGGUUGAGUGGCGCUGAGCGGAUUCAUCGUCUUGAACUCUCCUUUGAGGCGAGCGCCCGUGGGGUUCAAGGGGUGCAUUUACCAUUGGAAGCAAUGGAAGAAGCGGCCGCUUGGGUUUGUACUGACCGCUGCGCUCUCCACAGAGGCCAAGAAGGGCGACAGUUCAAGCAGCUGUUUCUGCAGUUGUGUCGGUUACACGGGGAAACUUAGUCCAGUUAGACGUCACUGCUCCUCGCCUAAAUGCAAUUUUUAAAAUUGUUUUGGUAAAAUGAAAACAAAAAUGUGCAAGUGAAAUGUUUCCCAAGUGUGAAGGCAUGGCGCUGUCGAAUUGGAUGAUAUAUACUGCAAUGUGAACCGUGUUUCAGCUACAGAAUCUGAGUGUUGUGUUUCAAAAGAAAAUGUGUGUAACAAGAUCAUAGGAACACUUUACAUUGUAAAGUCUAUUUAUGUACAGAAUUAUUAUUAUUAUUAUUAUUUGUGUGUUAUCAGAUUGGAUUCAGGUAUUGUAUGGUAAAGUAAACCGAUAAAGUUCUGUUCAGGCAAGCGGGGAGAGUGAUUUUAAAAGCGGUUCUUUAUUUUACUGCCGCUCGCUGUGCUUUAGGGAGAUUGGAGGAAGGGGAGGAUGAUGAUGAUGAUGAUGAUUUUGGCAGACUCGAAUCUCCUCGUUUGAUUGGCUGGAACACGCCACACUCACUCACACCAGCAUUCAGAUCCGCGCCCUCAUAACACAGCCUGUACGGAAAGCGCAGAAUUACUGAGAGACACGGAAUAAAUACAAUGACAAACAUUUCAACCCAAGAGACGGUUGUCAUUGAAUUUAUUAAGUUUCUUUUAAUUCAGCACUUUUGAAUGUUUAAUAGUUAUGGGUAAUUUACUGAAAAUAUACUUUGAUAAAGUUAUGGUAUUGAAUGAAUAUAUAAACUACAAACUUUUUUUUUUUUUUUGGACAGGUUUUGUAAAUGCCGUAACUUGUUUUUAUAAUUUGUAUUUAGAAAUCCUAAACACGUAAUCAAUUGACAAACGUUUCCGCUAGAAGCCCCUUUCUGUGUCUUCGAUUCCAUGAUCCAUUCACACUGCUGUCUUGUUAAACGCGCAGGUCUGUAUCGGGUCUGUUUACUCAAAAUGCAACUUCACAAUCCUUGUAAUUUCAUGUUAUUAUCCCGUAAUAUGGAAGCUGACAAAUAUUCAAAAUGAUACCCGUCUCACCUUUCUUAUAUAGCAUUAGGAUAGUGUUUUUAAUCCAAGAGCCAUGAAAUGUAAGGAAGUUUGGGCUUGCUUUAGUGAACUGGGUUGAGAUUUCAUUUCAUUUCAAUCUGCUAUUUUGUUCCUCUCCGUGGUCUGUAUAUUAUUAUUAUUAUUAUUCUUUGUAAUUGAUUUGACAUGUCUUUUCUUGUAAUGUAUUAUAAUGGAGGGGGUGAACGCGUUCCCGUGUUGUAGGUUUUUAGUGGUACCACAUGAACUCUCAGGUUUGGAAUUCGCUUGUUUCGGGGAAUUCUUGUAAUACGUGUACAAAUAAAAUCAACGUUUACAUUA
Acipenser ruthenus (sterlet) is the source of this 6854-nucleotide messenger RNA. Its product is annotated as cyclin-T1. Bases 124 to 2268 code for a protein of 714 amino acids. Gene Ontology annotation, cellular component: cyclin/CDK positive transcription elongation factor complex; nucleus. Gene Ontology annotation, biological process: regulation of transcription by RNA polymerase II; positive regulation of DNA-templated transcription, elongation. Lineage: Eukaryota; Metazoa; Chordata; Actinopteri; Acipenseriformes; Acipenseridae. Gene Ontology annotation, molecular function: cyclin-dependent protein serine/threonine kinase activator activity. The transcript is spliced from 9 exons. The record is from RefSeq and is a predicted model, not a curated record.